Cydia amplana is the source of this 838-nucleotide messenger RNA. It is a transcript of the gene lsn, whose product is annotated as vacuolar-sorting protein SNF8. The transcript has 4 exons. The record is from RefSeq and is a predicted model, not a curated record. Lineage: Eukaryota; Metazoa; Arthropoda; Insecta; Lepidoptera; Tortricidae. Gene Ontology annotation, cellular component: ESCRT II complex. Gene Ontology annotation, biological process: protein transport to vacuole involved in ubiquitin-dependent protein catabolic process via the multivesicular body sorting pathway. The coding region runs from base 71 to 820 and encodes 249 amino acids.
CAACAACUUUGCCUUCAGCCUAUUAUUUAAAUUAUAUUUAAUUUAUAAUUCAUAUUUAAUAAUAAUCAAGAUGCGAAGACGAGCUGGCGUGGGUGCCAUCCAAAAACAAAAGUUAGAGCAAGAGAAAUACAGAGAGAAAGGCUCCGAAAUACAAGAAAAUCAGUUUCAGCAGAUGUCCAAGCAACUAGAAGUGUUCAGGGAAAACUUGGAGGAGUUCGCCACGAAACAUAAGAACGAGAUAAAGAAGAACGCCCAGUUCCGUAGGCAGUUCCAGGAAAUGUGCGCUGCCAUCGGUGUAGACCCUUUGGCUUCUGGAAAGGGGUUCUGGUCAGUUCUCGGCAUAGGUGAUUUUUAUUACGAGUUAGGAGUCCAAAUAGUAGAAGUGUGCAUGGCAACAAUCUACAAGAACGGAGGCCUGAUCACACUUGAGGAGCUUCGGAAUAGGCUGAUCGCAUCCCGGGGGAAGGCCAAGAAGCAUCAGGAUAUCACUAACGAAGACUUGUUGGCUGCUGUUAAGAAAUUAAAGAUAUUUGGCAACGGAUUCACAGUAGUUCCCAUCGGCAAGGGCAGAUGGCUGGUGCAGUCGGUGCCCGGAGAGCUCAACCUGGACCAGACCCUGGUGCUGCAGAAGGCCAGCACCCUGGGCACGGCCUGGAUCUCCGCUAGCAUACUUACUGGGGACCUAGGUUGGAACGAAACGAGAGCCCAAAACGCAUUAAACCACAUGGUGAAAGAGGGCCUAGCAUGGAUCGACACACAAGACAAGGAGAUGUUGUAUUGGUUCCCUAGCAUGUUCUCCGAGUGCGUAGCGGCGCAAUAAUAGUACAUAUAUAGUUAU